Messenger RNA from Diversispora eburnea, 276 nucleotides. NCBI's taxonomy places the organism in Eukaryota, Fungi, Glomeromycota, Glomeromycetes, Diversisporales, Diversisporaceae. The record is from the annotation of a GenBank genome assembly.
AUGGUUAGUUCAUCUGUAAAUCCUACUUUGUCUAAAAGAACAAGAAAAAUUAUCAUUCCUAAAUCACCAUUAUUAGAGGAAGAAAGGAAUUUUGAAACUACUACCACUAGCCCUUUUACCCUAGAUAUGCUUGAACUACCUGAGUUAACCUUACUAUACCCUUUCCCAUCAUAUUUUCUCUUUAGAGGAGACUAUUUUGAAUCUCCUAAACUAAAAAUAACUACUUCAGAUAGUGCGCAUUCAUCAAAUAAAUCAUCUUCACACUCUAGAGACUGA